Vigna unguiculata (cowpea) is the source of this 1085-nucleotide messenger RNA. RefSeq lists its product as uncharacterized. The record is from RefSeq and is a predicted model, not a curated record. NCBI's taxonomy places the organism in Eukaryota, Viridiplantae, Streptophyta, Magnoliopsida, Fabales, Fabaceae.
AACACAGGAAAAAUCAAUUUCAAAUUUCUCAAUGAUAAUUAUUAAGAUGGCCCGCUACGAUAUGGUAUAAAAGUGAAGCAUAUAUGUGUAAUAGAAAUCGCAGAUGUAUGUGUAGGAUCGUGUGGAAGAGGUUGUUAAAGUGUGAAAUCAUGGUAGCUAUGAUGGGUUGCGUAGCAACAGAAAAAGAGUGGAAGAAAGGGCCUUGGACUGGUGAAGAAGACAAGUUGCUAAGUGAAUAUGUUAGCUUCUAUGGUGAAGGUAGGUGGAGUUCAGUGGCAAAGUUUACAGGAUUAAAUAGGAGUGGCAAAAGCUGCAGGUUAAGAUGGGUAAAUUAUUUGAAACCUGGUCUGAAGAAAGGUCAACUAACACCAUUGGAAGAAGGAACCAUUAUGGAACUACAUGCGAUUUUGGGUAACAAGUGGUCUACAAUAGCAAAGUACUUGCCAGGUAGAACAGAUAACGAGAUCAAGAACUACUGGAGAACCCACUUCGGGAAGAGGGAGAAAUCCAAACACAAGAAGCUACAAAGGCGACAGAAGGAACAACAACAAGAACGACAACCUGAGAAGUGUGAUUUCAAAAACAUCAUGUGCCACAAGGAUACCACGAAUGAAACAAAAUCGUUUGAGACACAAAAUAAUAAGCUACAAGAAAUUGGUUCGAUGAACCCAACGAUGGAUAACCAAUACAAUAACACCGUUCCUUCCAUGCACGAGGGUUUCUCAUCCACGUGGCCAGAUACUACAGUGGAUGAUGGGUUAUGGUUUGGUUUAUGGGACUUUGAUGAAUCACUGAGUUUUGCAGAUUAUGUUAACCAGUUCAGCAAAUGUGGCAUGCCAAAUGAAAGCACAUUUUAUGUUGGAGGGGAUUCCACGCUAAGUGAUGAUAAAACUUGUUGUUUUGAUGAUGCAUAUGGCAACCUCUUCUACGGAAAAGACAUAUUUGGAUGAACCUUCGAAUGAUUAUGCAGGUUGUUGAAUAAAUAAGUUCAUCGUCUCCAUCGAUCUUUAGUAUCUUUUUUGGAUGAAUGUUAUUACCUACUUCAAUGGAUCCUUUCAAGGGUGUAAACUUGUUAUUAAUGAACU